AUGAUGAAUGAUCAAAAACUUUCCAACUCGGGCAGUACCACCAAACUCAUCUACUCGGGAGAAAUUGAGAACGGUUUAAUGCAUGGUAAGGGUGUGCUGCACUUCCCGAAUCAUGAAAAGUAUGAGGGAGAUUUUGUGUUUGGAAAGCGAGAGGGGCAUGGUAUCUAUUGGUUUGCCGAUGGUUCCAAAUGUGAGGGCCAUUGGGAGAACGAUGUCAUGAACGGACAUGGAUCAAUUCACUAUGCCAAUGGAAAUGUAUACACAGGGGAGAUCAAAGAAGGUCACAUCAAUGGACAUGGUACGCUCUCGUAUUCCGAUGGAGAUCAAUAUGAAGGCGAGUUUGUGAGAGGACGAAUGAAUGGAGUGGGAACUUACAUGUAUGCAGACGGAGACAAGUAUACGGGUGAGUGGAAGGACGAUUUAAGGCACGGACAUGGCACCAUGAUAUUUUGUUCAAACGGGAACGGAGCUACAGCAGUGACAGAAACGUAUGAAGGUCAAUGGUAUGAAGGCAAAAUGCAUGGUCAAGGAAAAUACAUUUACAAUGAUGGCAGUGUGUACAGUGGCGAGUGGCUUGAUAACAAAAUGCAUGGCCGAGGAUUGUAUCAUUAUGUCAACGGAAACAAGUAUGAAGGAGAGUGGAAAGAAGAUUUAAGGCAUGGACAUGGUUGUUUCACAUCCAUCGAUGGGAGCUUCUAUGAAGGUGCGUGGAUAAAUGACCGAAAAGAUGGAGAUGGUAUUCUGACUCUUGCUGAUGGGUCCAUUUUCAAAGGCAGAUGGAGACACGGUGUCAUUGAAGGGAGUGGAUUUUUUCAACCUGCUCCUAAUUCCAUUUGGAAUAAACCAGACUUGUAG
Naegleria lovaniensis is the source of this 855-nucleotide messenger RNA. RefSeq lists its product as uncharacterized. Lineage: Eukaryota; Heterolobosea; Eutetramitea; Acrasida; Naegleriidae. The transcript is spliced from 4 exons. Bases 1 to 855 code for a protein of 284 amino acids. The record is from RefSeq and is a predicted model, not a curated record.